AGCUUUUUUAAUUUUUCUGGGGAACUUGAGAUUUUUUCGUUGAUGUUUAUACAAGUGUGCAUAGUAAGGUGGCAGUCUGGCUGAUGGAAACUAACACAUCGAACGUUAAAUGUCUGCCAUAAAUUCCAAAUCAUGGGUUCAAAAAUUGAACUUUUACGAAUGACGAUAUAUGUUUUCUUUCCUGUGGCAGUUUUUUAUUACUUCAACAUGCCAGAUUUUUAUGAAGAAUAUGUUCAAUCUCGAAUGAAGAAACUCUAUCCUCCAAGUGCCAACACAAAAAAACCUCCAGCAUCAAUAGAAGAAUUAAAAGCCUAUGAGAAAAAUAGAAAAGAACAAGCUUUUGUGAAUGACAGCUUCAACAAAAGAUGAGUGACACUUGUUUCAAUAUGUCAGAUAUAAAUAGGUGAGGAUGGAGUUGAUACUCUGCCAAUAUAAUGUAUAAGUUGGGUGACUGCUUUUUCACAUGUGUAACCCAAAUGUAGUAGGGUAGGCAUCCUUUUUUGAUGGUGGGUGGUAUACAUUAUUAAAGAAAUAAGAGAUGUUUACCACAUUUGCAUAUGCUUAUGCAAAUUUAAAUGUUUUGGAGAACUUAAGAGUAGAUCAAUAAAAAAGACAGAAAUGUA
This is a messenger RNA of Xenia sp. Carnegie-2017, 623 nucleotides long. RefSeq names its product protein PET100 homolog, mitochondrial-like. The transcript has 4 exons. NCBI's taxonomy places the organism in Eukaryota, Metazoa, Cnidaria, Anthozoa, Malacalcyonacea, Xeniidae. The record is from RefSeq and is a predicted model, not a curated record. The coding region runs from base 133 to 369 and encodes 78 amino acids. Gene Ontology annotation, cellular component: mitochondrial inner membrane; mitochondrion. Gene Ontology annotation, biological process: mitochondrial respiratory chain complex IV assembly.